Paramecium sonneborni is the source of this 219-nucleotide messenger RNA. The record is from the annotation of a GenBank genome assembly. Lineage: Eukaryota; Ciliophora; Oligohymenophorea; Peniculida; Parameciidae.
AUGAAAAUAGAUAAUUUAAUAAUUUUAGCAAAUAUUAAAUAUUUGUGUAUAUUUUCAUUUGAAAAGAUAUAUAAAUCGAAAUAUGAGGCUUACUAUUCUGAUCCAUUCUAAACUUUACCUAAUAGAUUUAGAUUUGAAAACAAAAAGGAUGUAUAUGGUAUUAGAUACCUAAUUCUGAAAUUGAUGAGCACUUAAUUCUAAAAACCAUUAAAUUUUUGA